AUCAAUAACAGUUGUCACCAACCGCACGACAUAAUCAUCAUGCCUGAUGGUGCUUUACUUGGUGCACUCGGUCGAAAUCCUUGCGAUGCAGGCAAUUCCCUUUGACAAGCGAGUGUCGUACGUGAACACAAACCACUGUCGACGUCACCUCUUCCCAUGACCCGACCCAAGUCUGUCCUUGCUCAAGUCAAGUUACUUCUAGCUUCUCCUACGACUAACUGUCCGCCGGAAUCGAUGUGUUUCAAAAGACGCAAACCCCGAGUCCACUGUGCGAAUGCGGCCUGCCGUCCAAACUUCACCUUCCCACCUGCAGGGGUACCCAUGUUUGCGUGGUGAUACACCCAAAGGGAUCACUGCCACACCGCACCUGACGAAAACAACACUGAUCCCGUUCUCUACCAAACCAUCGCAUUCCCGUCUUGUUCCUGCGCCAACUUACGUUCUGCGCCAGUGACCACAAGAUGCGGUCGAUAUUCAUACGCUCGGGAUUCCGGGUCGCCAUCAUCAUCAUUCCCAUCCUCCUCGUCCUCCACUACUUCAUCACCCACCUCCUCGCCUUCAUCCACAUCUUCUACCAACACCCGGGCAUCGCCAUCACCCAGCGCGAGGUCGCCAAUGCCUACCUGAACGGCACCCUCCGAGAAACGCGAAAGGAGCAGAUACCCAAGAUCAUCCACCAGAUCUUCCACAACUGGAAGGAUCCCGCAAACGAAACGCUACCGAGUGACUGGGAAGAACAGAGGCGGAGUUGUGUAGAUAAUAACCCCGAUUGGGAAUAUCGCCUCUGGACACCCAAAACCUCCCUCCUCUUCCUCUCCACCCACUACCCGACCUUCCUCCCUUCCUACCUCUCCUACCCGCACCCCGUCCAGCGCGUCGACGCCCUCCGCUAUUUCUUGCUGUACCACUACGGCGGCAUCUACCUCGACCUUGACAACGGGUGUUUGCCGUCUAUUAUAUCCCCUCCUACUACCGGCGGCGGCAACGGGUCAUCAUCAUUGGACGCGUUGACGUACUUCCCGCUUUGGAUCACGGAUGGCGGGAGGGGAGCGUUGAGUAAUAAUAUACUGGCUGCCAGACCCGGACAUCCGUUUUGGGGACGGGUGGUGGCGGAGUUGGUGGAGGGGAGGGGGGCGGUGCCGGUUGGGUUGACGGAAAGGGUGGUGGGGUUUUGGAAGAGGUGGUGGUGUUUGUGGGGGUUGUUGAGGUAUGUGGAGAUUAGUUGGGGGGUUGGGCAGUGGUUUAUUGGUGGGGUUUGGGAUGAGUAUCACCGGAUGCUACAACUUGGGAAGGUCGUGAGCCGGGGGGAAAUCUUAGAGGGGGUGGAUGAAGAGGCGAGUGGGAGGUUGUAUAGGCUGAUGAUGGAUAAUCGGCCGGGGAUGGAUGAGUGGGUGUUCUUUACGCAGGGAAGGGGAGGGACGUGGAAUGGGUGGGAUAAUCGGUUGUUUUUGGAGAUUGGUGAUCAUUUGUGGAUGUUUGUUAUGGUGCUGGGGGCGUUGGUGGGAUUGUUAGGUUGGUUGGCGAGGAGGUAUUGGGUCCAAAGAGGAGGGAAAGGGUACCGGAAGGUGAAGAGUGAGGAUAUGGAAGAUAGGAGCGAGUGAGGCUUGGCAGAUACCCGGGGUUUCGGUGUGUGCAAGCCUGGUGUCAGCCUUGUUGUUCCGCCUUAUUAGCAGGAGAGGUGGACGACACCGUGUUUGAACGAUCAUUUUAGCUUUGCGGCGAAAACAGACAUUGGUUAUAUCUGGGAUUUUGGAUCAUGGUUUUCGUUUUCGGAUAGAAAUCACAUAGACAGGAAGCAUCUACAGGAGUCAAUGAACAUCGUUGUGGAAAGCCUUCGG
This is a messenger RNA of Neurospora tetraspora, 1838 nucleotides long. RefSeq names its product nucleotide-diphospho-sugar transferase. The record is from RefSeq and is a predicted model, not a curated record. The transcript has 2 exons. Bases 462 to 1601 code for a protein of 379 amino acids. NCBI's taxonomy places the organism in Eukaryota, Fungi, Ascomycota, Sordariomycetes, Sordariales, Sordariaceae. Gene Ontology annotation, molecular function: mannosyltransferase activity. Gene Ontology annotation, biological process: mannosyl-inositol phosphorylceramide biosynthetic process.